Molecule: messenger RNA, 2385 nt
Organism: Symbiodinium sp. CCMP2456
Lineage: Eukaryota; Dinophyceae; Suessiales; Symbiodiniaceae
Source: the annotation of a GenBank genome assembly
AUGGGAAGACGGCUGCUCCCACUGCUGCUGCUGCUGCUUCCGCUGUCGGAAACCAGGCCGGGCGGCCGCACCCCAAUCUGUCCAAGCCACAGAGCUUUCGAGCGGCAGCUGCUGGCAGCGCUGGGUUCUGGCGGCAGAGACUUGGCCACAACGCUCCGCGGCUGGCGUCCUGCGGUGGUCCGGGGUUUCGUGACGCCCGAGUCGGCAGAGGCCCUCAAGCGAGAGCUGUUGGGACCGGCUGCCUCCUACUCGAGGAUGACCCUCGAUCCGGCCGAGGCAUGGCGUCACAGAUACAACCGGAAGGUGUAUCACGACAUUGCGAUUGCGGCGGAUGUUGCAGUAAACCCAUGGAGGAGUGGUCUCUCAGCAAAGGCCAGAAAAAGCGCUGCCAACGCUUCCUGCGUAGGAAUUCUGGAUUUGGCGACGGGUGGGGUCUUACCAAACGACGCAGCGCAACCGCCGAGGCGCAAGCAUUGGGCCCCGCUUACAAGCCGAGCCAUUGGGCCGGGUCAAGACCGAGUCAUGUUGGACAAGCCGCCUGGCUAUCUGGUCGUUCAGCUGCAGAGGGGGAGCUACUACUCCAAAGAUCUGAGCGCGCUCGACAACGAGGACUUCGAGAAAUACCAGCUUUUUGGCCCGGCACCCAACUUGCCCUGCUUCGGAAAGCUGCUCCAAGCUUUGGCAUCGGACGCGGUGGCCGAGAAGUUGAGCGACCUGCACGGGUUUCGGAGAGCUAGGCUCCGGCCGUUUGGUAUCCGAAUCUACCAGCACAACAAGUGGUACCACUACACUGGCUCUCACACCGACCAGAUGAGGUUCAAGCUCCUGGACAAAGAAGGACGGUACCGUUAUCUACAAAGCCUUGUCUCCGUGAACUUGAACAUCGGCGGCGACGAAGAACCAGGAUUUGGCAACGGAGGACUUGUCUGGUGUACACCUUCUCCUCGAUGGGUCCCCGCCCCCACGGGCUCUGCCACGAUGUUUCGCAUCGGAAACCAUUCAUGGCAUGCUGUCCUUCCGGGCCUGCGGCGUCCAUCGGGUGCGCGGCUAACCAUGCAGAUCCUUUAUGCAGCAGAGCUGCCCGUGGCCGGGACCCCUUCUGCUCCUGGCUACAGCUGGGACGACAGGCCGCUUUCAAUGUACGGGCCUCCUGUAGCAGCGACCACGUCGGAGAAUGAGACCCUGGACCCCGACAGUGAAGACUGCCACGAUGUGGGUGCACUGGCCCUGACCAAGCUUGUCGGCCCGUGGACAGACAGCCAGGAGCACGCAAACUGCGAAGAGAGGUUGCUGGACGGCGGUGAUGCUGGGCGUGCCGACUGGAGGAACUGUGCUGCUGGCUCCCAGUGGAUGCCUCUGUGUUGUGCCACAUGCCAGCGCAUUUUGCGUGCCCGCGAUGCCGUCGUGAUUGGGUUGACAGAUCGGCGGCAUGCCUUGGCGGCUUCGCUUGCGAAGAGCGGCCUGGCCUCGGAGCCUCUCAAAGGCUCUGGUCGUCGGCUGCCGCUACUUGCACUUGGCACUGGUGGAAUGUCCGGCAAGGUUGCCAGAGAAGUCAUUGCAUUUGCAUUGCGGGCCGGAUACAGACAUUUGGACUCGGGCACGAUGUACCCCAGCUACCCCGACGAGCUGCGGCAGGGCGUAGCCGACAGUGGUGUGCGGCGGGAGAAGCUGUUCAUCACGAACAAGGUGCCACCCGAUGCCAUGGGAUUCGAGGCUACUUGGGCUCUCCUCCAGAGGUUUGCCGAAGAAAUGCCAGGAGGCUAUGCCGACCUUUGCAUGGUACACUGGCCGAACACGGCGGAACAGGCACCCGCCUCCGUGAAGGACCCUGAGCUUUGGUCGGUGUUGGAGCGUAUUGGCACCUGGAAGGCUCUGGAGGCGGCCUACGACGUGGGCAUUUGCAAGGCCUUGGGCGUGAGCAACUUCAUGCUGAAGCAUCUCCAGGAGCUUCAGAGAUAUGCCCGCGUUCCCCCGGCGGUGAAUCAAAUCGAGUAUUCUCCUACAGCGCCUUUGACCGAUGUGUUGGACUUCUGCCGUUCAAACGGCAUUGUCGUCGAAGUCUUCGCGUGGAAUCGUCUGGAAGUGUUGGUGCAGCAGGAGCUUUUGGAUUUGGCACAGUCCCUGGCACCUGGUAGCACCAAAGAAGUGCAUCGGAACUUUGUCCAGCAGGUGCUCAUGCGGUGGUUCGUACAACAGGGGAUGGUGCCGCUGUUCCGGACAGAGCGACAGGAAAACAUACUCAACACGGCAGAGGGGCUGCUGAAGGUGCCACAGCUGUCGGAGGCACAGAUCCAGUCGCUCUACAAGCCGCGCAGUGAUUACCCAUGGAAGUAUUAUGGCGGCGCUGUGCCGUGGACAACGCCAGUGCUUCCAACUGCCGACUAA